Cornus florida is the source of this 1789-nucleotide messenger RNA. Its product is annotated as protein EARLY-RESPONSIVE TO DEHYDRATION 7, chloroplastic-like. The transcript has 4 exons. The record is from RefSeq and is a predicted model, not a curated record. Lineage: Eukaryota; Viridiplantae; Streptophyta; Magnoliopsida; Cornales; Cornaceae. Gene Ontology annotation, cellular component: plasma membrane. Bases 42 to 1406 code for a protein of 454 amino acids.
CAUCCCCCUCUCUCAAUUCUCAAGCAAAAACCAGAUCAACAAUGGCGUGCCAAAACCCUAACAUCCGAACCCCAAUGUACCCCGACGUGAUCCAAUCACAUCCAGACACCUCAUCCUCAUUUCUCCCAAACCCUAACCCUAACCCUAACACAUCUUCCUCUCUCUACCCCACACUCGACAUGAAAGACCUCGUCGACAACCUAUUCCCUGAAAAUUACGAAACUGGCCCUAAACCCAACGCUAACUCCCCUUCCGCCCCUCCCGUGUCCCUCGAAGAGGUCCUCAUCACCGUCCCCGGAUCGAUCCUCCAUCUGAUCGACAAAGAGUACAGCGUCGAGCUCGCUUGCGGCGAUUUCGCCCUAAUUUGCCUCCGACAAGCCGAUAACGUCGUCGCCGUCAUCGCCUGCGUCGGCAGCGAGAUCCAAUGGCCUCUGACGAAGGACGAGGCCGUUGUCAAGCUCGACGACUCGCAUUACUUCUUCUCAUUCUGCGCGCCAAAAGAGAGCGAAUCGGAUUCGUAUGUCUCGGAUGAUGUGUUGAAUUACGGAUUGUCGAUUGCGUCGAAAGGGCAAGAGGGUUUGUUGAAGCAAUUGGAUGGAGUUUUGGAGAAAUAUAGUAGUUUUUCGGUGCAGAAGGUGGAGGGGAAGGAGAAGUCGGAGGUGUUGGACGGAACGGUGGCGAGGGAGCUGUCUCCGGCGGACUUGAAGUCGGAGGAGAAGAAGGAGUUGAUGGAGGAGAGGUGCGCGGCGUACUGGACGACGUUGGCGCCCAAUGUGGAGGAAUACAGUGGGACUGCGGCGAAGAUGAUCGCGGCGGGCUCCGGGCAGCUGAUCAAGGGGAUUUUGUGGUGUGGUGAUGUGACUAUUGAGAGAUUGAAAUGGGGAAAUGAGGUUCUGAAGAAGAGGAUGAAACCCGGUGAGAAGUCGGAAGUCAGUCCGGACACAUUGAAGAGGAUCAAAAGGGUCAAGAGAGUGACAAAGAUGACAGAGAAAGUAGCAACUGGGGUCCUUUCUGGGGUAGUGAAGGUUUCAGGGUUCUUCACGGGGAAAGUGGCAAACUCAAAAUUGGGAAAGAAGUUCUUUGGCCUCUUGCCAGGGGAAAUUGUCCUUGCUUCCUUGGAUGGAUUUAGCAAGGUAUGUGAUGCUGUUGAAGUAGCUGGAAAGAAUGUUAUGUCAACCUCAUCCACUGUGACGACCGGACUUGUCUCGCACAGGUACGGUGAAGAUGCAGCUAAGGCAACAAAUGAAGGGCUUGGUGCUGCAGGACAUGCCGUGGGGACCGCAUGGACUGUUUUUAAAAUUCGAAAAGCACUCAAUCCAAAAAGUGUUCUCAAACCUACUACCCUGGCCAAGUCUGCUGCAAAAAAAACUGCUGCUGAGAUGAAGGCGGCUAAGAGUUCCAAGUAGAUGAUCGUUGUUAAUUUGGUCGAUGUUAAAUGUCUAGCUAGCUCUUGUACAUGGUGUGGCAUUAGUAAAGUUAGCAGGCUUGGCUCCGUGCACCGCCUAUUGAAAAGUAAGCAUUAACCUCUGAUCAGCUCAGCUUUAAAUUCAUGGUACCGGAAGUUGAAUCUCGAAUCUCAACGGAACAAUUUUUUAAUUUUUUUAUUUUUGUAUCAAAAUUUUUUGUCCUAUUUUCUUUAUGGACUUAAUUAUGGAUUAUGGUGCAUCUCCUGUCACUGUAUAUUUUGGUGUUUGGUGUCAGGAUUAUUUAUACUGGGCAUUGUGCAGUAUCUUCUGUAUUGUACACUUCUGUUGUAUAAUGAAUCUUCUCUAUUUGGCUACAAGGAAAA